CCGAUGAGGAACAGACAGUUUAGACCCGUUUAGACCGCCGUAGAUCAAAUAUAUUUUUGCAGUUGUGGACUUGCUCGGGUGGUUGUUUCAGUCUUUACUUUUGGUUGAUGGGAAAUUUUCUGUCCGAGGAAGGGUGACUGUAAAUGUAGUUUAUUGUCAGUAAAAACAUGUGUAGCUAGCGCCUCUCAGUUUGCUAACGUUAGCUAAACCGACCACCAGCAUCGACCCCGAAGCCUUCCAGCAACAUUUCACUGGCAAUCAGCAAUGCAGAAGACAUGACGAUAAAGCAGGAAGCCUCGUCCUUCUGUCAGUGAACGUGUCUUAACAAUUAUCUGCUCUGUGUUGAUCGUUCAUCUUGACGAAAUGAAUUUCUUGCGUAAUCGUCUUGUUGUUCUGGGCCUGGUGUUGUUGGCCACGUUACUGCUGUACCUGCUGCUGCCAUCCAUUCGCCAGGGCAGCAUGGAGCCGUCUCUUGAAGCUCAAAGAAUGGGACUGAUGGCCACACCGCCACCUCCUCUUCCGACCAUCAACGUCUCUAUUCGCACUGGACAGCUCCCAGGGGACCCUCCACUGUUCUUCAGAGAAGCGUUGCCUGUUGAUGGAGCUGGGCGACAGAUAUUGCCGAGGCUGCAAGUGGUUCUUCUUCAUGGCCAGGCCUUCACAUCCAAAACCUGGGAAGAACUCGGUACGAUGGCCCUGCUGGCGACCAAUGGAUAUCAGGCCUUAGCAAUGGACCUGCCAGGGUAUGGAAAAUCGCCAGACUCAGACGCUCUGAAGACCGACCAGAAUCGGGUGGACCUCCUUUCAAGGUUCAUGGAGUCUUUGGGUGUCAGGGCAGCUGUGCUUUUGAGCCCCUCCAUGAGUGGACAUUACUCCAUCCCCUUCCUCAUGAAGAACAGUGCUCAGCUACAUGGUUUCAUUCCCAUUGCACCAGUCGGCACCCGAAGUUACACUCCACAGCAGUACCAAACUAUUGAGACUCCUACUCUGAUUGUGUUCGGAGCCCUGGACACAAAUCUGGGUGCUCAGUCCCACAAGAACCUCAUACAACUUCCACAUCACGUUGUGCUAAAGUUGGAGGGAGCUCGCCAUGCCUGCUACAUGGACAAACCCAGAGAAUUUCACCAAGGAUUGAUUGACUUCCUUGGCAAAUUAAAGUGAGAUAUGUAGCGGAGGAAGAGGGUGGUUUAGUGCGGUGACAGUUUCGCUAAAAAAUAGUAAGAUCCGCAUUAUUCUCAUCUUGUCAACACCUGAAGCAAGGAACAUUGACAUGGGAGUAGGUUUUAAUACAUGGAAUAUGGCAUGUAAAAUCUGUUAUCAAUGUGACCAUUAACACUACAGUAUUUCAGUUCCCAAAAUAAAAAAAAGUUAUAGUUAUUUUUUCAGUUUUCCAUAGUGUCACCCAAACAUACCAGAGUAGUUCAGCUCAGCUUGUCAGGAAAAAAAACUCCAUCAGACUUAGUGGUGAGUUUUGUUUCAUGUGACUCUUUGCAUGUUAAAACAUGGAAUAUGUUCGCUUCACUGUUACCAUUUUUGUAGGUGACAUGUAGGUUACUGUAAACAUGCAGAUGUAGCAGGUGCCUGUGUUUAAAAAGCUUCUCUUCGCUUCACACUCGACAAACAGUUCUGGUAGCUUCCAAGAAAACAUAUGCUGUUCUCCACAAAGGCAAACAGAACUGAUACAAUGUAAUUUAAAAAAUGUAUAAAAUAAUAUGGACCAUAUUAAAUGACAAAAAAUGUUCACAUUUGUUAAUAUAAUGAUGAUAAAGUUAUAUGUAAUAUAUUUGCAAUAAGUUUGGACAAUCGUGCAAAUGUUAAAUUAAGAUAUAUGCAGAGCUUAAAAUAAAAACAAAAAUUUA
Micropterus dolomieu (smallmouth bass) is the source of this 1859-nucleotide messenger RNA. RefSeq names its product abhydrolase domain containing 14A (gene abhd14a). Gene Ontology annotation, cellular component: cytoplasm. The coding region runs from base 364 to 1161 and encodes 265 amino acids. The transcript has 5 exons. NCBI's taxonomy places the organism in Eukaryota, Metazoa, Chordata, Actinopteri, Centrarchiformes, Centrarchidae. The record is from RefSeq and is a predicted model, not a curated record.